This is a messenger RNA of Cryptotermes secundus, 8074 nucleotides long. RefSeq names its product probable phospholipid-transporting ATPase VD. The transcript is spliced from 20 exons. The record is from RefSeq and is a predicted model, not a curated record. Gene Ontology annotation, cellular component: plasma membrane. Gene Ontology annotation, biological process: phospholipid translocation. Lineage: Eukaryota; Metazoa; Arthropoda; Insecta; Blattodea; Kalotermitidae. Gene Ontology annotation, molecular function: ATPase-coupled intramembrane lipid carrier activity; ATP hydrolysis activity; ATP binding. The coding region runs from base 51 to 3749 and encodes 1232 amino acids.
UCAGACUAAACAGUGUAUACUCUUCAUGUUUGUUCGUGUUGCUAUUUCACAUGUCUAGUUGCAAUGUUACAGUCUUUAUUUCUGUCAAAUGCAAAGCUAGUGAUGAAGAACGUUAUAAGAAAGUCCUAUGGAAGGAUGUGAAAGUUGGUGAUCUCAUUCAUCUGUCCAACAAUGAAGUGAUUCCAGCUGAUAUUCUCUUGCUGCGAUCACGUGAUCCCCAGGGGCUGUGCUAUAUUGACACAUGUAAUUUGGACGGAGAAACCAACCUCAAACAGCGAGAGGUGGCCAGAGGAUUCACUGAACGACAAGAUAUGUUUGAGCCAAGAAAGUUCAAGUCAGUCGUGGAGGUUGAUGGCCCAACAACAAAGAUCUACAGGUUUCAUGGUGCUAUUGUUCAUCCAUCUGGUGAAAGAAUCCCUGUUGGUACUGAGAAUUUGCUACUUCGAGAAUGUGUUCUUAAGAACACAGAUUUUGUUGAAGGAAUUGUUGUGUAUGCAGGUCAUGAGACCAAGGCAAUGCUUAAUAAUGGUGGCCCUCGCUACAAGCGUUCAAACCUGGAACGGCAGAUGAAUUUGGAUGUCAUAUGGUGUGUCUUGAUCCUGUUUGUGCUUUGUGUGAUUGGUGCUGUUGGCUGCAAGCUCUGGCUGUCUUCCUAUGAAAACUAUGAUAACCACUCAGUGCCUUUUAUUCCUCUUGCGGAGAGUCCCAUUACAGAGGGAUUCUUGGGGUUCUGGACGUUUAUAAUAAUCUUACAGGUUAUGAUUCCUCUGUCUCUGUACGUGACAUUAGAGAUGGCAAAACUGAUGCAGGUGUACCACAUUCACAACGAUGUUGAUAUGUAUGAUCCUGAAACUAACAAGCAAAUUGAAUGUCGUGCUCUCAAUAUCUCUGAAGAAUUGGGACAGGUGCAAUAUAUUUUUUCUGACAAGACUGGUACACUCACAGAGAACAAGAUGAUUUUCAGAAGGUGUUCAAUAGCUGGGGUUGACUAUAACCAUCCACCUCCUGAAAAUGUCCAGAAUCUGAAAUUGCGACCAGGAGCCCCAAUGCCACUCCUUGUGAACACACAGCUGCAGGAGGACUUGUGUCAGGUUGACCUACGGCAAGCACCUGAACGAAGUGACUUGCGACAAAUCCUCCAUGCGCAGCGCAUCCAGGAGUUCCUCUUGCUGCUAUCAGUGUGCAACACUGUAGUUGUCUCUCGGCACCCACAUCAUGAUAUGAUGGAUGCUAGUGGUGUGAUAGAGUCAGUUCCAAGUGUGCUUGGCAGCCACUCAGGAGCCAGUGUUAAUGUGGCAUCUUCACAUGCUCAUCGUGAUAAUAACUUAAGCUCCAUCACAGCAAGGCAGUCGGUCGUUAUGGCUGUUGGGAGCACACAGACUGACAAGUAUUCUCGCCUCUCAGAGUCCCGGUCUGUAACCCCUUCCCCUCCUCCUCCUCAUGCUCAUUCCUAUCCUCCGCACACAUCUAUCAACUUUCCCACUUCUGAUGCAACACCUUUUGGUAGGCGGGCACUAAAUUAUCCUGGAAGUGGGAAACCCCCAAUGGAGUUCCCUCAUCAGCCCAUUUUGUCUCCUAUUAACUCUUCUUCUGAAUCAACUCCAACUGCUGACUCACCCACAGCGUCCCAAGCAAUCAAACAAGUUAGUCGACCAAAGCUUCUAAAUGUACCAUCUCUGCUGUCAGUUUGCUCAAGUAAAAAAUCUUCAAUUAGUAAAUCAGGAAACUCCCAGAAUUCACAGCAGAGGUCAGCCACGCCUUCCCCAUGUGAACUGAAGCCAAUUUUUGAGGCAGAGAGUCCAGAUGAAUUAGCAUUGGUGGAUGCUGCCUACAGUUACAAUUGCCGCCUGGUGAAGAGAACGCCACAGUUUGCUACAGUUGCAUUACCAGGUGAAGGUGUUCUUGAAUUCGAAAUCUUACAAGUGUUUCCAUUUGAUUCAGCACGAAAAUGCAUGUCUGUGGUACUCAGUCAUCCAAUUACAAGAGAGAAAAUCCUCUACUGCAAAGGAGCAGAUUCAACAAUUCUGCCUCAACUUGCUCCAUCAGAUGACUUCAUGAUGCAGCAGCUCAUAUUCCGAACUCAGCAGCAUCUCAACUCUUAUGCCCGUCAAGGUCUCAGGGUUUUAGUAAUGGCCAGAAGAACCCUGUCAGAUGUGGAAUAUAAUGAUUGGCUGCGUAAACAUGGUGAAGCAACUCUAAUGAUUGAGAAUAGAGAGAGGAGGUUAAGAGAGAGCUAUUCUAGGCUUGAAACAAAUCUGACAUUGCUUGGAGCCACUGGUAUUGAAGACCGACUUCAGGAUGGAGUUCCUGAAACCAUCAAUGCUCUGAUCAGUGCUGGGAUAGUCGUGUGGGUGCUUACAGGUGACAAGCCAGAGACUGCCAUCAAUGUAGCAUACUCGGCCAAACUCUUCUCCCCACAGAUGGAGUUGCUGAAACUAUCAGCCCGAUCAAAAGAUGCAGCUGAGAGCACAAUAAUGUUUUAUCUGGCUGAUAUCGAGAGAGAAUCUCCUCCAGACAUUGGAAUUACAAGUGGGCCCCCGGGUUUGAACCAAGUGGGAGUAUUUGCACGAGCUAAUGUUUCUUCUGGAGAUGCUCCAUCACAGCAUCAGAGGGGGCCGCUUCAUUCCAAUAAAAAGAGGGCCUUAGUUAUUGAUGGCAAGACUCUCACGUACAUUCUAGAUCAGCGUUCGAACCUGCAGAAACCAUUUCUGCAGCUGACCCGUUAUUGUAGUUCUGUACUUUGCUGUCGAGCCACACCCUUACAGAAAGCCUAUAUUGUGAGGGUUGUCAAGGAACAGCUCAAAAUGAGAACUCUUGCAAUAGGUGAUGGUGCAAAUGAUGUCUCAAUGAUUCAGACAGCGGAUGUUGGAAUUGGAAUUUCUGGACAGGAAGGGAUGCAGGCUGUGAUGGCAUCAGAUUUUGCACUUUCAAGGUUCAAAUAUCUGGAAAGGUUCCUCUUGGUUCAUGGUCACUGGUGCUAUGAUCGACUCUCACGCAUGGUGCUUUAUUUCUUCCAUAAGAAUGCUACUUCUGUAUUUCUUGUUUUUUGGUACCAACUGUACUGUGGGUUUUCUGGAUCAGUAAUGAUUGAUCAAAUGUACCUGAUGUUAUACAAUCUGCUUUUCACAUCCCUUCCACCAGUUGUCAUAGGUGUGUAUGAUCAGGAUGCACCAGAAGAGCUGCUGUUAGCACGCCCGAAUCUGUAUAGACAAGGUCGUUUAGGUCUAGUGUAUAAACCACAUUCUUUCUGGAUCACAAUGGCAGAUUCGCUGUACCAGAGCAUUGUUAUAUUCUUCCUAGCUGAAGGGGCUUACCAUGACACAGAUGUAGGCAUCUGGGAAUUUGGGACCACAAUAGCUACCUCAUGUUUGUUUGUGAUGCUAUUUCAUGUCGCCAUUGAAACUAGAUCAUGGACAGUAAUUCACGUUUUCUCCAUUUUCGUAUCCAUUGGCAUUUACUUUGCCUUCUCGUUAGUGUACAACUCUUUAUGUGUGCAAUGUUUGAACUUACCAAGUAACUACUGGGUUGUGCAGCAUGCGGCAAGUUCAACAACGUACUGGUUGGUUGUGUUCUUGUCUGUGGUCAUGGCUCUUAUACCAAGGUUUGUGUGGCGGACCAUAGAGACGUCUCUUUUCCCCCGUGAUGUGACGAAGGCUGUCCUGGACAAAAGAAGAGCUGCUCGCCGAGGUGAGGACUUCCUUGUCUCAUGGUCGCGCUCUACUUCCACUUCGUCCAUAUUCAGAUGCUAACAGUCACACCUCACUCACAGUUCAAGUUCACCUCAUAGCACAAGUGUGUCUUUUCAUCGUUUUGCCAAGGUAAGAGCAUGAAUUUGCUUACUUCCUUUUAUAAGCUGUAAAGAUAUUAUGCUGCUUAGUAAUCUUGUUAUCCUCCCCCACAGAUGUGUACAUAAUUUAGUUGCUGCAGAACACUAUUUCAGUCUAGAUAUUUAUCUAUGAGCUCAUUGAAAGCAGAUUGAAAAUAAUUUGUAGAAGUAAAAAUGUGUACCUACAAUUUGUAAAAUUUCAGUGCAGUCACUUUGUUUAAUUUAAAAGGGGCUGUCUGCCAUGGUAAUGACUUAUAUGAUGUUUUCAAAGUCACAGUGGGAAUUGGCUGUGAGCCUGAUACUGGGGAAGGCCCUUUGCUAGGGGAAAUAAAGUGAAAUUUCUGCAUCAGUAACUCAGCUGUAGAAGUGUGCAUGCAAGUGUGAGCUCAUGUAAUGUUCUAGAGCAGGUCACCUGCUUGCAGCAGAGUGCAUUAAUGAUUCCUUGCUUGAGGCAGUCUGUUAUAAACAAGAACUAUGUAUUAUUGUUGGAAUGAUGCCAUAUUAUGUUUAGUGAAAGAAAAUGUGUGUUUAUACCAGGCAGAACAAAAAAGUCAAUUUCAUUUUGUCCAUUUGAACUUACCUAUUGUUACCAGAGCAGGUUUUAUUGCACACUGCCUUCAAAUUUUUUUCUCAUUUUCUGUCACACAUUUCUCAUAGUAGCCACAUUACUUCUGGAAGCAGUCAUGCAAGACUGUCUUUAAUCUCCUUAAAUGACAGCAUCCUAGACUUUCUCACCUGCUGUGUUGACUGGAGCCUGUAGGACACAGAUGACUAGUGCACUGUCUUGGUGCAGCAGCCCAUUUCCAGACCCCUAGUUGUUUUAUCCCAAGAGAAGUUAUGUUUUAUAUUUUCCAUUAAGGUCUGUGGAUGAUAUUUGUAGUACUAUAAAACAUGUUAAUUUUGCAUCUUUAACCAAUUCCUGAUCUGUUUCUUUUGUCACUAUGUCAUGCCUAGAAAGACAUUCAGUUCUGGGAAGAUUGGCAGCCAGUAGACAACUGUUGAAUUGUUUCUGGUGUUUGCCAAAUGUGCAUUUAUCUGUGCAGUAUCUUAUUCGAGUGUAUAAUACUUAUAGUUUGUAAUUGCUGUUUCUGUAUCUUUAAAUUGCACAGAUGAAUCAUUGUGUUCCAUUGUGCAAGUUGCUGUUUCUUAAGCCAGUACACUUACACUUGUAAAUCUAAGUGACCAAGGUGAAGUCUGGAAAUUGCACAUGCAGCAUGUUUUUGUUUCCAUUUUCAUAAAAAUUCAGAUCCUGUUGUAUACUGGUAAUGAUUGUGUUACUUAAGCAGGUUCAUACUUUCUUUAAUUUCAUAACGGCAAAGUGGAAUGGCUUAUUAAUAUUGUUCUGAAAUAGUUUUUGAAAUUUUGGAUUUGUAUGUUACAUAGUUCUUAAAUUAAAAGUAAACCUCUUUAUUCUCUAUUUUGGGUACAGGUACUGACAUGAAAUGGAUAAUAUGGGGUUAUAUGAUUAAUAUUUUUUUAAUGGAAUUCAUGUUUUUGUGUCCAUGUUUUCCAGAUUAGUUUGUGACCACUAUGUUAUUCUAAAUGAAUAAGACAGUGACUGUAUUGUGCAUGCAUUCCUUGCCUUCAUUGACUUGUAGCUGUUAAUUCUGUAUUUGUCACAUGCCCGAGUUUUUAACAAGUGUCUUAACAUAUCUUAUUGUAUUUUUGAUUUAUUAUUUUUAGUACAUGUUACAUGCCUAGUUAUUUGUUCUGAUACUCACAUCAUGAAUAUUCAUUACCAUUCACUUCAUUAAUUGGAUAUUUUCUUAUUCAUGUAACUGUUCUGAUUUCACCUGAAUUCUGUGUUUUCAUUGUAAUUUUUAAUUAUUUCCAAAAGACUCUUUGACUUAUAAUUAACUUAUUUGACAUACAGCACAUAACUUUAAAUUGUGUGUGUAGAACUGAAGGUUCAUUUAUUUUGUGCGUUGUUUCUAACACUUUGGUGUUCCUAAUACAGUGGUGCAUAGUACAAUUAUUAGGGGACCUGCUUCUUCUGAUGUAGUAAAAUAUAGUAAAAUCACAUUUAAAACUGAUAUCAUCGUUGGUAAAACAGCCCUCUUUUAGUCUUUGCCUUCUGUAGAUUGUACCAGAUUUAAUCUGGUUUUCACUUCUUUUGAUUUUGCAACAGUCAUUUUUUACAGAACGAGGUUGUCAGCCUAGCAUCCAAAAUUGAUAUUCCAGACAAAAAUUAGGCUGAUAGCACUACAUGCUAUUUUUUUUAAUGGAACAGGCAAAUGGCUAAAUAAUAUCCAUAUGUUGCUUGUUUGAAGGGUAAGAUAAAAGGACAAUGGGCCCAGACUGUCUCUGUGAAAUAUUGCUCCUUUUGUUUUAAUGGAACUUGUAGUAUAUCCCACUGUUCCUUGUUUACAUGUAAUAUUGUUUUUAAUGAUUCAUGAAAGUUUCCAAGAAUGAGGUACACACUAUAGCAUGUGCAGGACAGAUGAGAAAACAUGCACCAUUUUAAUCAGAAAUCAUGAAGGCAAGAGAUCACUUGGAGGACCUGGAAAAUGAGAGGGUAAUUUUAAAAUAGAUGUGGAGUGGAUUUUUCUGGUUCUGGGUAGAUACAAGUGCUGAUCUCGAGAACAUGGUAAUGAACCUUCAGGUUCCAUGAAAGGCAAAGAAUUUCUUGACUGUCUGAGUGACUGUUAGCUUCUCAGUGAAGGCUCCUUCAAGAAAUUAUUUAGUUUAAUGAUAUUUUUAUAAUGUGCCUGUUCUGUAUGUAAGUCCCUUGUCUUAUUCACUACAAAAUUGGCUAUUACAGAAACACUUUUUAUUUGAUAUUAAACUUGUGGUUAUUAAAUGCUGAAGAACUUUUGCUAGUAAAAUAGGUGUUGAUAUAUAAUAUAAAUUGAGUGAGCAUGUUAUCAGCUUGUUGUUUUCUGGCUUUGAGAUAUUACAUUGUUUUAGGUUUGAUGUAAGCUGUACUUUCAAUCAUAAAAUAUAGAACAUUUUCAUGUUAUGUGAUAAAUAUAUUGAUAUAACUCAGUCACUUUCUCAUGACAGUUUAAAGAAUAUUUUAUCUAAUAUUCCACAGUUACUUCAGAUUCUGUAAUGAAAUGCUGAGACUUGACACUGUUUUUUGUCUGUGAAAGCAUAGAUUAUUAUACAUAAUAUGUGUAAAAUUUUCUGUGGUUUUGGGCAAUGUUUUCUAACUCAUCUGCUACCCGUGGCCACAGCAUUAAGGGACCCUCAGGCUAGGUUCGCCCACCCCAACAAUAAAAAUAUUUAAAAAAUGCUCUACUCUCUGAAGCACAUCUUCUUGAGCAGAGCUCCAUGAUUGAGAUUAAUUUUAGCAAUACAAAUAAGUACAUCAGUCUGAUUUUAAAGUAUUUCUUUCUCCAAAUCAUUGGCAAUUUUAGAGUUAUUUUCACCCAUGCUGCUUGAGUCAGAACCAGUUCACUUGUUCUGUCAGUGUUUGCUCCAGUACAUUUAUUUUAGGUUUUCAUUCUGGCUGUGCCAGUACUACUAUCAUUACUACUAUUAUUCCUACUGCUGCUGUUGUUAUUAUUAUUUUUAUGUAAAUAUCUAGUACUUUCAACAUAUGCAUGUUUGUUGGAAGAUGUCAACAGCAAGCUGACAGCCCAGCUUAACUUCAUAACAAAACAGUUUUGUACACAUGUUAGUUUAUUACACACAUUCACCAAUCUGAGUAUGCUACAACAUAUAUAUGUUAUAUAUAGCAUGUUGGAUGUGAUAUUGCAUAGCUUUAAUUUGCUUGUUAAUGUUCAUACUUUCUUAAAUUAUUGUAGAAUUUCAUAUCAGAUUUAGGAAGAGCAGUCUGGUAUUAUUACUACCAUUGGGGUUUAGCAUUUUCUGGUGACAUGUCUUGAAACUGUUGCUGAAAUGGCCCCAGAAAUUUUGCCACAGUUACGUAAAUGCUAGGAUGCAUAUAUUUUUUAGACUUGAAUGCUAACUUUAUAAACUGAAAUUUGAGAUGUGAGCGGUGAAAAUGAUGGUGACAGUCUACCGAGAUGAGAACUCUACUACCAGUGUCUUCAGAGUAGAAGAGGGUCUCUUGUGGAUGCAGCAGGUUUUACCUAGCUACCAGGUUACAUGGCAUCAUCUGAGAUGACCUUGAUCUUGAAAUUUGAGAUGUUCCCAUUGAAUAUUAUACCUGCUAUUUAUAAUGCCUGGAACUUGCACUUACGGAAAUAUGUUUUGAUAUUUAUCGUUUCCAAAUCUGCGAUAUAGAUUUGCACAUCUGUAUUCUUUAAUGCUGCCUAUUGUUCAUAUAAUAGUGUAAUAUCA